UGCGACAGCCCGAGAGAAGGGAGAAGAAAGCGGAAAGGGCGACAAUAAAAGAAAGGAGGGAGAGAGGAAAAACCAACCCACGUGCGCACACGAGUGAGGUUGUUUAUCUGCUCUGAUCCUAUGCACCCUCCCCGCUUCCUUCUUCCUGUGCGCCCACGUGGGAAGCCGGCAAAGCUCCAGCUAACCUGCGGGCCACAAGACUAUCGCGAUGAGUUUUAUCGACUACAGAGAGACGAUAAAGGAAGGGGACACGGCGAUCGUCUUCUUGGGCCACGAGUCCAUGUUUCCGGUGAAGGUGCAGCAUGGUGGUAAAACCCAGACGAAGUAUGGCGUCAUCAGGCAUUCCACCGACCUGAUAGGCAAGCGGUAUGGCUCCAAGGUGACCUGCAGCAAAGGAGGCUGGGUGUAUAUUCUUCACCCGACUCCCGAGCUGUGGACUCUGAACCUCCCCCACCGGACGCAGAUCCUGUAUUCGACGGACAUCUCGCUCAUCACCAUGAUGCUCGAGCUGAAGCCGGGGUCCGUUGUCUGUGAAUCAGGUACUGGAAGUGGCUCCCUGUCUCAUGCAAUUAUCAGGACAAUUGCUCCAACAGGGCAUCUCUAUACAGUGGAGUUCCACCAGCAGAGAGCUGAGAAAGCCAUUGAGGAGUUUGAAGAGCACAAGGUGGGCCAUUUGGUGACGGUGAAGAACCAAGAUGUCUGCAAAAACGGCUUUGGCAUCACUCACCUUGCAGACGCGGUCUUCCUGGACAUUCCGUCACCGUGGGAAGCCAUAGGGCACGCCAAAUCCGCGCUAAAGCGCGAAGGUGGACGCAUCUGUUCCUUCUCCCCUUGCAUCGAACAAGUGCAAAGGACCUGCCUGGCUCUGGAGGAGCACGGCUUUGCCGAAUGUAACACUCUGGAGAUCCUGCUGAGAGUGUACAACGUUCGGACAAUCAGCUUGCCACUCCCUGACCUUGGAAAAGGAACCGGGGGCAAUGCCAGAGGGGAGUCUGACCAAGGCAGCCCAUCCGAUCAGGGUGCCUCUUCUGCUGGUCUCCAGCAGGGAAACGCACAGUUUAAAAGCGGUGUGCCGCCAAGGGAGAUGGUGGGCCACACUGGGUAUUUGACCUUCGCUACCAAAAGCCUAUUUUAGUUACUUGCGAAGCUAGCGGCCUCCUUGCUGCCCUCCCUCCUUCCCUCCCUCCCAAUCAAGCAUCCCAGGCUUUUUUUGCUCGUCGGGCAAUUCCAUAUAUAGUCAGACUGAGUAAGAUUAUGCUUUUGUUUAAAUAGCACCCAGGAGCGCUAACCAGAUCAGCCUUGCAGUACACUGUCCUUCUGGAACAGUGCUUGGCUGCCUGUCAGGUAGGAAGAUGGAUUAGCAGCUAAUAGCUGUGGGAUGGACUUUGCAAAGCAAAAGCCACUUACUGAGGCUGAGGUUGUUUGGGGCGGGGGGGGGGGGAUGUCAACCAGGUUUCCUUUUUCUUUCUGGAACCCCUGCAUUGAUUCUUCCCUCUAAGAGGGUGUGCAAUGGGGAGAAUUUUUGCUUUCGGUUUUUUAUUUGCCGUUGGGAAUCUAUUUAAUAUUUGGAUUUUUAAAAAAUAAAAUAAAAAAGGUUUUGCCGUUGGCCCAGAAUUGGCUAGCAGCCCCUGCAAAGAGAGUCUUUAAAAGGCAGGCGGAUGUGUGGAUCCAUAUAUACGCAUACAUGCAUACAUAGGUGAACAACCCUGGAAAGAGCAUCAAACCCAAUUUAUUGUGGUUGCACGACGUGAGUGAGUCUCCCUUGUCACAAAGAUUCAAAGCGCAGGGCUAGCUUUUGAGGGGAGAAAGUUAGGCUGCAAGUCUUCACCCUGACAUCUAAUGCUGAAUGGAGCUGGUGGUUUCCUAUAGGAAGUGUCAUUUAAUCACAUCCCUGCUUGCAUCCCGAAAUAAUUCUGUUCAGGGACAGCUCUUCUACCUCUUCUGUGUGAGCAAAAUCCUCAGCACAAUCGCACAUUCACUUGGUCUUGAAUAAAUGGCUAGAUUUGCAUCCUGCUUCUUCCCUGCCAAACAACAGCAGCAAAAAAAAAACCUCCCUUAUCCAGUCUGUCCUGUAUUGUAAGACGGUACUUGUAUUUACAGAUGUCCAUUGCUGUAAACAGAACGAACCCUUCCCUGGUGUUCUUAACCAGCGUAUAAGCACGUCACAAUCCUGUCUUCCUAGGGCCUGGGUGAAAUGCGAGCCACGAGGCAAAUCUUUUUAUCCAUUCCAUGCGCCGGCUGAUUAAUAGAUAUGCCUGAAAGUGCGAAUCCGGUUUUGCCCUUUUCUUGACCAAAAAUAAACAUGGCUGAGCUUUC
Messenger RNA from Podarcis muralis (Common wall lizard), 2316 nucleotides. RefSeq names its product tRNA methyltransferase 61A (gene TRMT61A). The record is from RefSeq and is a predicted model, not a curated record. Gene Ontology annotation, biological process: tRNA methylation. Gene Ontology annotation, molecular function: tRNA (adenine(58)-N1)-methyltransferase activity. Gene Ontology annotation, cellular component: nucleus; tRNA (m1A) methyltransferase complex. Lineage: Eukaryota; Metazoa; Chordata; Lepidosauria; Squamata; Lacertidae.